Molecule: messenger RNA, 3196 nt
Organism: Trachemys scripta elegans
Lineage: Eukaryota; Metazoa; Chordata; Testudines; Emydidae
Gene: STAT4
Product: signal transducer and activator of transcription 4
Exons: 24
Coding region: 224-2473 (749 amino acids)
Biological process (GO): regulation of transcription by RNA polymerase II; regulation of cell population proliferation; cytokine-mediated signaling pathway
Molecular function (GO): DNA-binding transcription factor activity, RNA polymerase II-specific; RNA polymerase II cis-regulatory region sequence-specific DNA binding
Source: RefSeq, a predicted model, not a curated record
UCUCCGCGGGGGCACGCCCGGGGAGGGGUGAGGAGUCCCGGGCCCGGGCUGAGCAGCGGUCUCCGGAGCAGGACGGGGACUCCCCCUGACGCACAGGAAAGCCGGCAGGCAGCGUGCAGAAUAAAGCGCGCGGCAGGCGGGGGCAGGCAGCCAGCCGCCCGGCGGAGCUCAGCCUGCGCGCCUCGCCACCCGCGGAGCCUGCCUGGGGCGCCCCUCGGACAGUAUGUCUCAAUGGAGUCAAGUCCAGCAGUUGGAAAUAAAGUUUUUGGAGCAGGUAGACCAGUUCUAUGACGAUAACUUUCCCAUGGAAGUCCGACAUCUACUAGCACAGUGGAUAGAAAGCCAAGAUUGGGAGGCCGCUUCCAAUAAUGAACCAAUGGCAACAAUCCUCUUACAGAAUUUGUUAAUACAAUUGGAUGAGCAGUUAGACCGGGUUUCUCAAGAAAAGAACCUCCUGUUGAUACACAACCUGAAAAGAAUCAGGAAACUUCUUCAGGGAAAAUAUCAUGGUAAUCCUAUGCACAUAGCAGUUAUUAUUUCAAACUGCUUAAGAGAAGAGAGAAGGAUAUUGGCUGCAGCCAGCAUGCCGGUACAGGGACCACUGGAAAAACAAUUGCAGAAUUCCGUAGUUUCAGAAAGACAAAGAAAUGUGGAGCACAAAGUGUCCGCCAUUAAGAACAGUGCCCAGAUGACAGAACAAGAUGUCAAAUACUUAGAAGAUUUGCAAGAGGAGUUUGACUUCAGGUAUAAAACAAUACAGAGCCUAGAACAGGGUGACAAAAACAGCGUCCUGAUGAAACAGGAAAUGGUGAUGUUGCAGGAAAUGCUGAAUACCUUAGACUACAAAAGAAAGGAAGUCCUUAAUAAAAUGACACAAGUAAUAAAUGAAAGUGAUGUCUUGAUGAACAACCUGCUGCUUGAAGAACUUCUAGACUGGAAGAGGCGCCAGCAAAUUGCCUGCAUUGGAGGUCCUCUACAUAGUGGGCUUGAUCAGCUCCAGAACUGUUUUACACUGCUGGCAGAGAGCCUUUUUCAAGUAAGAAGGCAACUGGAAAAAUUGGAUGAGCUGUUGACUAAACUGACUUAUGACGGAGAUCCUAUUCUACUGCAAAGGCCUCACCUGUUGGAAAGAGUCAACUUCUUGCUCUACAAUCUUUUCCGAAGUUCAUUUGUGAUUGAAAGGCAGCCCUGCAUGCCCACCCAUCCCCAGAGGCCAAUGGUACUUAAAACUUUAAUACAGUUCACUGUUAAACUAAGGUUGCUAAUUAAAUUGCCAGAGCUGAACUACCAGAUCAGAGUGAAAGCAACUAUUGACAAGAAUGUGUCAACUGUAAGUAAUCGCAGAUUUGUUCUAUGUGGCACUCAUGUCAAAGCUAUGAAUAUGGAUGAAUCUGCAAAUGGAAGUCUGUCUGUAGAAUUUAGACAUUUGCAACCCAAAGAAAUGAAAUCGAGUGCUGGAAGCAAAGGAAAUGAGGGCCCUCAGAUGGUAACUGAAGAGCUACACUCCAUCAGCUUUGAAACACAGGUCUCCCUGUAUGGUCUGACUGUAGAUUUGGAGACAAGCUCUUUGCCUGUAGUGAUGAUUUCCAAUGUCAGUCAGUUACCUAAUGCUUGGGCUUCUAUUAUUUGGUACAACUUGUUGUCAAAGGAUUCUCAGAACCUGGGUUUCUUUAACAAUCCUCCUACUGCCACUCUGAGUCAACUCUUAGAAGUACUGAGCUGGCAGUUUUCAUCUUAUGUUGGUCGUGGACUCAAUUCUGAGCAGCUCAAUAUGCUGGCAGAGAAACUUAUGGGGCAACAAAUUAGUUACAAUGAUUAUCAACUGUCCUGGGCAAAGUUCUGCAAGGAACAUUUACCUGGAAAGUCAUUUACCUUUUGGGUAUGGCUCGAAGCAAUACUGGACCUAAUUAAAAAACACAUUCUUCCUCUUUGGAUUGACGGGUAUAUAAUGGGAUUUGUGAGCAAGGAGAAAGAACGAGUUUUGCUCAGGGACAAAAUGCCUGGAACAUUUUUAUUAAGGUUUAGUGAAAGCAACCUGGGGGGAAUUACAUUUACCUGGGUGGACCAGUCAGAAAACGGAGAAGUAAGGUUCCACUCAGUGGAACCCUAUAAUAAAGGUCGUUUAACUGCGCUGCCAUUUGCUGACAUUUUGCGAGAUUACAAAGUUAUUUUGGCAGACAAUGUUCCUGAAAAUCCACUGAAAUAUCUGUAUCCAGAUAUUCCCAAAGAUAAAGCCUUUGGCAAAUACUACAGCAGUCAGCCAAAUGAAGUCUCAAGACCUACAGAAGGAGGGGUCAAAGGUUAUGUCCCCGCUGUAUUUAUCCCAAUCUCCAAAAUCCUGUAUGAUUCCACAGAUCCACAUUCUCCAUCAGAUCUUCUUCCCAUGUCUCCAAGUGUUUAUGCUGUGCUGACAGAACACCUCAGUCCCACAGUAAUUGAAACUGCUCUGAGUUCUCCAUAUUCAGCUGACUGAAAUGCAGACACCAUGAAGAACAACAAAGCAGCCAAAAUACUUCAUAAAAUGAAAGUUUAGAAAAAAGAAGUUGUUUAUGCAGCUUUGUAAAUAAGGGUUUCCUGGAAGCCAAUGCGAUGUUCUUCUUGGGCCUACAUGUACUUUCAAAUGCAUGUAAAUCAGAAGCCUCCCCAGGGAAGUCACUGGAGUUACAAACAUCUGGCAUCAUUUGCGUCCUGCCACUGAAGUUCUCACUCAAGGGAAUAUUACCUCUUAACUCAAUGGGCCAAAUCCUUCCCUGGUGUGCAACUCCAUUGACUUCAGUGGCGUUACACUAGGUAUGAAUUUAGCCCAGAGGGACUGCUUAUGGAAAUAAGGACUGCAGUAUUGCUGUAAAAUAGGACUUACGGUAGGAUGGAGAUGUUCUGUUCAUGAAACAUUUUGAAAGCAAGACUUUAGAAUAACUAAAGAGAUUUAAGAUGUGUUCAGAAAAUCAGGAUUUAUGCUGUACAUUUCAUGUUCUGUUUUUAUAAUGUCUAUUUCUUUGGCUUUUAUUUUAAAUUAAAGGUUCUCAUCCGUCCCUUCAUGACACUGACCGUAGGUGCCAGGAAUCAGCUUUUGCUGCCAUGAACAGCUUUCAGUACAAAGGGACAGAUUUUAUCUUCCUGCAGUAAAAUCCAUGGAAGGGAAGGAGGAGGAGAACAGAAUAAUGGGAAUAGAAGAGUUCUCUAGAAACUCUAGAGC